UGGGGCUGGCGGCUAGACACGCCCUCACAUGACCUCACUUCCUGCUUCGCACAUUUGGUCAUGUGACGGUGACAUCACGACCUGCUGCAAGCCAUUGGGUUUUACUAUCUAGCGUUGUGUGUAGGAAAGAAGAUGGCUGCUGUGGGAGAGCCCAUUCGCUUGGAGAGAGAUGUGCACAGGGCCAUCGAGCUGCUGGAGAAGCUACAGAGGAGCGGGGAGGUGCCGCCACACAAGCUGCACGCGCUACAGAGAGUCCUACAGAGUGACUUCUGCACCGCCGUCAGGGAGGUUUAUGAACAUGUUUAUGAAACGGUGGAUAUCAGCAGCAGCCCAGAAGUGAGAGCUAAUGCCACGGCGAAGGCUACUGUGGCUGCCUUUGCUGCAAGUGAAGGCCAUUCCCACCCCCGAGUGGUGGAGCUCCCCAAAACAGAAGAGGGCCUUGGAUUCAACAUAAUGGGGGGAAAAGAGCAGAACUCCCCCAUCUACAUCUCUCGUAUUAUUCCUGGUGGGAUUGCAGACCGUCAUGGAGGACUCAAGCGUGGGGACCAGCUGCUUUCUGUUAAUGGCGUGAGCGUGGAGGGCGAGCACCACGAGAAAGCCGUGGAACUUCUGAAAGCCGCUCAAGGGAAGGUGAAGCUGGUGGUCCGAUACACGCCGAGGGUCCUGGAAGAGAUGGAGUCCCGGUUCGAGAAAAUGCGAUCGGCCAAGCGCCGGCAGCAGAACUAGGCAAAUGUGUCGGUAGACACAAGACACAAACUCUGAAUUCCACUAUCCAAUAAAUUUGUAUUGACGUGAGAGGUACCGAGGCGCUGCUCCUUCCAGGCCCACCCUGUGCAGGUCUGCAGCCCCCCCCCCCCCCCCACCCACCACCACCACUACCAGAGCAACUGGUGCUUCUCGUUUUGCACACGGAGUCUCAAUACCCAACCAGUCUUUCUAACGUAACGUUUACAGGGCAGUUUUUACUUACCCUCCUUUUUUUAAACCUCAAGAGAAUUUUAAAACAUUUUUAAUACAGUGGCGUAAUCCUAGGUUUGUAACGGCAAUCUUUGUACUAUUGCGAUCCUCCAUUGUCCUGUGCUUAUCUGUAUGGUGCAAGGGGCUCACGUCCCUCAGCGGGGGGUCUGUCUAUAAGUGGGUGCAGGUUAGUAGCUGGGCAGAUACUAUAGCGCAUCACAUUUGUGAUGUAAAGUGCAAUGUUCUCAUUAAGAUUGUCUUGUUAAUUGAAUUGUCACAGACCUGCGUAAUGUGAAUCUGAGCAACCGAAACCCAAAAUAUAUCCUGUAGAAUCAUUAGCCUGUCUGUCUUAAGCAAAAAUGUGGGCAGCUUGAAAACACGCACACAGAAAGUUCUUUCUGCUUUGACUGCAGAUACUGUUGGCGCCACUGGGUGGCAGUAUAACGACAGCGAAAUACACUACAAUGUCUUAGCCCCAGGGAUCUGCAUUUGUAUGGGAAAUGUUUUGUUAGAAAAUGCUGCAGUCCCUUUCCUUUCCUCUAGAGGGCAGUGUUUGUUUAGCUUUAUUCUUUUUAACAUUAUAAUUCACAAUAGAUUUAAGGCUAGAAAAGGCCCUAUUGAGGGGGAUUUGAUUAUUUAAUAACCUGGUUGUGUGUAUACGUUCAUGAAGCUAUCCCUAAAGCAGCUUUUAAAUAGCAAAUAUAUUGUGUUUAUGGUGUGUUUAUAUGGCAUUUAUGUUACUUGUUUUGUCUAUUUGCAUCUGUUCAGAAUGCGGGAGAUGCUGUUUUGCUUCCCUGUCCCCAAAAGCAUUUUUCAUUGCUCGGUAGAGUGGCGACAUAGCUUGGCCAGGGCAGUUUGCCUCUAGCCCUUGGGCUUAUUGCCCUCACUCCAGUUACCAUACACCAUAUAGACUGAGGAAUGGGCAAGCUCAGAACAGUACACAGUAGUAGUAGUAGUUCACCUUUAAAGUAACUUUACAAUUGGUCUUCUUUAUUUUUUUUUAAUUCAAUUAUUUGCGUUCCUAGUCUGUUUCGUUCCAGCUUUCAAAUGGGGGUCACUGACCCCGGCAGCCAAAACACUAUUGCUCUGUGAUCUCAUAAUUUUAUUGCUAUUUAUUUUUAUUACUUAUCUUUCUAUUCAGGUCCCCUCCUAUUCUUAGUCCGGUCUCACUACUGUCUGGUUGCUGGGGUAAAUAAGACCCUAGCAACCAGAUAGCACUUGAAAUACCAAACUGGAGAGCUGCUGAACAAAAAGCUAAAUAACUAAAAAAAAAAAAAAAAACUAUGACAUAAACAAAGACCAGCUGCAAAUGGUCUUAGCAUAUCAAUGUCUACAUGAAACCAAAAGUUAAUUUAAAGGUGAACAAGCCCUUUACCAGCAGUUGUACUGAGCAUUACUGAAAGGCAAGGAAUAUGGCAGUCUCCUAUGGGUACGACAAGACAACUUCUCAGGAUGGAGAGAGUAGGUUGCAACCGUAGGUACUAGACUUUUUAAGGGCUUCUAUUUUAUUUAUUUUUUUUUUAAGGACUGGUAACAGCAAAAAAGGGGCUUGAUAUUUGGUGUUACUUACCCUUUAAUGCUGUGGCUUGUGACAUAUUCCCUUUCCCAGGCAGCCGGAUGAUAUAGAAACUUCCCUUUAUCUGGUCACGUGGCGGCUGCAAUAAACACCGGGCAAAGUACUUUCUUUCUAAAGUGGGGUGAGUGGCGCUGAGCUCGGCCAGACGUCUGCCCGUGUGUUUGCCGCCAACUGAUUAGAAUCUUCUCGUAAUCAAUGAAACUCCAUUCAGGCACUUGGCUAGAUCCAUUCGGGGUUUGAUUGCAUCAGCCCGUGUAAAUGA
Xenopus tropicalis (tropical clawed frog) is the source of this 2795-nucleotide messenger RNA. It is a transcript of the gene lin7c, whose product is annotated as lin-7 homolog C. The transcript is spliced from 5 exons. Gene Ontology annotation, cellular component: basolateral plasma membrane; postsynaptic density membrane; presynapse. Bases 133 to 726 code for a protein of 197 amino acids. Lineage: Eukaryota; Metazoa; Chordata; Amphibia; Anura; Pipidae. Gene Ontology annotation, molecular function: L27 domain binding. The record is from RefSeq and is a predicted model, not a curated record.